AUGAGACGUCAUACUGGAGAAAAGCCGUUUACUUGUGAUCAGUGCGGGAAGAGUUUUGCAAAAUCAGCUAACCUUAAAAUACACAUGAACAUGCACACUAGAGAGAAGCACAAAUGUGAUCGGUGUGGUAAAACGUUUCUAUGGGCUUCGGUACUGAAGGAACACUUGAAAGUUCAUGCAAAGGAGAAGACACAUUCAUGCCAUUUAUGUGGUAAGAGUUUUUUGCAUCUGCAAAAUUUGAAAGUACAUCAUAAAAAAGGUAAGAGAGAAUACAUGUGUAUUAAUUGCGAAAAGACUUGUUUAAAGCUGCCCGAAAAGAUGCAAACUGGAGAGAAACCUUUUAAGUGUUCACACUGUGAAAAGAGAUUCUAUAAGUCAGGAUGCUGUAAAAAACAUGAGAGGAUCCACACGGGCGAGAGACCUUACGAGUGUUCUCACUGUGAUGAAAGAUUCAGUAAUUCAUCAAAUCUGAAAAGACAUGAGAGGAUCCACACCGGAGAGAGACCUUAUGAGUGUUCACACUGCGGCAAGAGAUUCAUUAAGUUUGGAGACCUGAAAAUACAUGACCGGAUCCACACCGGAGAAAGACCUUAUGAGUGUUCUCACUGUGGCAAGAGAUUCAGUGAUUCAUCAACUCUGAAAAAACACGAGAGGAUCCACACCGGAGAGAAACCUUGUAAGAUAGGGGUUGGCAAGUCAGUUUGACAUCGGGCCAAACAGCCUUUUCGCCACUUGAGGGCAGGAUAGAACAUAGUCAAAGGAUAAUUAUGAAAUUGGUGAGAAUUUGGUAAUUUUUCUAAAUUGGCAUUAUUGGAGAAAAUAUUUUUUGAUCAGUUUAGAUAACAAUAUUCUUGAUGACCAGAUCACAGCACUGAGUCAGCAUUGCUUAGAAGGUCAAAUGAUUUAAUCCUUGCUUUGGACUAAAUCUGCCAUCCUAACGUUACUUGAUCUUAGCUUUAUGUUUAAUUCAGUUGAUCAUACAAUUUCACUUAAUCAUCUAAGGGAGGAAGUUGGCAUCUCUUGGGGUACGGCAUUAGAUUGGUUUUACCAGAAAGAUAAGAAGAGAACCAAAGUUGGGACAGCACGGAAAACGCAAAUAAAAAAAGAAAGUCAUUUCUAAAUUUACUUUGACUUGUAUUUCAUUGCAGGAAAUAUGAACACAAAAUAUUUCAAUGUCAGCUUAAUUUCAUUCAUAAAUAUACAUCCUUUUCUGUCAUUCAGACCUGCAACACAUUCCAUAAAAGGUUGGGACAGGAGCAAUUUAGGGCUAGUAGUCAG
Puntigrus tetrazona (Sumatra barb) is the source of this 1278-nucleotide messenger RNA. Its product is annotated as zinc finger protein 431-like. The transcript has a single exon. Lineage: Eukaryota; Metazoa; Chordata; Actinopteri; Cypriniformes; Cyprinidae. Bases 1 to 705 code for a protein of 234 amino acids. Gene Ontology annotation, biological process: regulation of transcription by RNA polymerase II. Gene Ontology annotation, molecular function: DNA-binding transcription factor activity, RNA polymerase II-specific; RNA polymerase II cis-regulatory region sequence-specific DNA binding. The record is from RefSeq and is a predicted model, not a curated record.